Molecule: messenger RNA, 808 nt
Organism: Parathielavia appendiculata
Lineage: Eukaryota; Fungi; Ascomycota; Sordariomycetes; Sordariales; Chaetomiaceae
Exons: 1
Coding region: 124-657 (177 amino acids)
Source: RefSeq, a predicted model, not a curated record
GGAGUGGUUGUUUGUAUGUAGAUAAGAUAAGGCUGCCCCACUCUGGAUCGUGGGAUAUCUCCCACCACUGCAGUUGCUGCUUGCAACUACCAGAGGACCACAACCUGACUUCUCCCCGAAUACAUGGCAUUUGCCCUCUUUUCCCAGCAUACGUCUCUUUUCCGUAUCAGCGGUGCACCGGGCCUCCAUGCCAAGGGCCUCAUUGCUGGCGAGAUCCAGGCAAUAGGAAGCAUUACGAGCUUGAUACCAGUGUUUGACAAAGCUUGUCGACUACGCCGAGGAGGCAACACGCUAAGGACUCACGGAGACGUGCUACCAUGGGUCCGUGAGCUGUUCUAUGCCAAGGACCAGCAAUCCUCGGAGCGUGGAAAGCGUAAGCGGCAAGCCUCCCUGUCAGAAAGCUUGCCUCCGAUUCAUAUCAAAGCCUUGUCUGCACGUUGCAAUCAGGACUCAGCUGGCUAUUCCGCCGUACCGGCUCCAGACACUCGAGGGGAGCCCGGCAUUCGUUAUGCCACUCUCCACCGUUACUGUGAAUGGCUUUGCGCACGGGCAACCGAUCCCGGAUGGAAAAGCGGUUACCGGGACGCUUGUGGGAGAGGGUCUCGAUCUCGAGCGGCUCUUCUCCGCCCAGGAUCUAGAAGCCAAGUCCGUUGUUGAGAGGGGGUAAAGCGAGGGAUUGCAAUCCAAUUUGUUAGCAAGGUCAAGGCUUGGCUAGAAGAGAAAAAAUAGGUAUAGCACUAUACGAUUCUAUUUCUACAGUAACAACACUAUCAUUCACGAGGAUACACAAUGGAAAUGCUAGAGUGAC